Molecule: messenger RNA, 1304 nt
Organism: Polyodon spathula (Mississippi paddlefish)
Lineage: Eukaryota; Metazoa; Chordata; Actinopteri; Acipenseriformes; Polyodontidae
Product: interleukin-17C-like
Exons: 3
Coding region: 122-655 (177 amino acids)
Biological process (GO): inflammatory response
Cellular component (GO): extracellular region
Molecular function (GO): cytokine activity
Source: RefSeq, a predicted model, not a curated record
UGUGAGCCAAAAAAAACAAAACAAAAAAAAAAAAACUCCUCCCGAAUCAUUGAUAACUACAGUAUUUAAAUAAAUCUACUGACAGUGUGUUCCUGGAACUUGCAUCAGAGAACCAACAGCAAUGCAGAGCACCUGGCUUUUGUUUCAAGUGGGGGUGGCAAUCCUUUCAUUAGCUGAGAGCAAGGAGAUGGCAUCACUGGAGGAUAUGUCUGAAUGCAGGCAUGAAAUUCCACACCACAUAUUAGAAAAAAGGUUAAAAACAAACCGAAAUCCAGUACUGUGGGGUAAAACCAGACCAGCUAAACACCACUGUCCAGAGUGGUCACCAAGCCUGCUGGCUAGUUCAAAUGUUCAUGACAGGUCUCUUUCACCAUGGGCAUACAGGAUAAAUGUGGAGCUUGGUCGCUUUCCUGAAAUCAUUUUUGAAGCAUAUUGCCUGUGUGAUGGAUGUCUGGAUUGGAGGGAUCUCAAAUUUACCUUGAAUUUCAGUUCUGUUCCUGUGACAAGAACAGAGAAGGUUUAUCGCAUCGAACCCUGUGGAAACGGGAAGUUCAAGUAUGUGCCAGAAUGGAUUGAAGUAGCAAUAGCUUGUACAUGUGUUGCACCAAAAGGUGCUACAAGUAAGAAGAUGAACCACUUAAACAAAGCACUGUGAAGCCACUACAUGCUCUAUUGUGUAGUGUGAUGACAUUUGCAAGUAUGCAAUAUCCAAUAGUUUAUGUGGUGGGAAGGAAUCUUUGAACCACCUCCAAACCAGUACAAUGUCCUAAUUGAUCCUUUGAACAUGCAUGCUUAUCAUGGGAUAUUGAAACAAAAUGUACUUGCAUGGUAAUUAAUAGGCUAAAGAUAAAAUAAAAUAUGAAAUAAAAAUACAUAAAACAUCUAAUUAGUUGAUAACACUAAAGCUACAGUGACAACCGAUUUUUGUACCUGGAGAUUCUUUCUGAUGGUAUGUGUUUUCUAUGGAUUGGUCAAACGUUUUUCAAGAAAUAUUUGUGACUUAAUAUAGACAAAAUGAUGGCAAAGUAUUUGACAAAUGUUCUGGCUUGUGCCAUAAUAUACUGUUGAAGAUGGUAGAGGGUGGGCCAGUGUAUGUAUAGUUUACAGUUCUGAUCAUUUGCACUGGCUAAUGCUAAGAGGUUACCACUGCUUUUACUAGGUAUUUUGGGAACACUGAACACUACAGUAUAGAACCCAUUGAAAAGGUUCUCAAUGUUUCAUGGCACUCGUAGAAUAAAAAUACAUAUUGAAAACAAAAAAUUGUGAGACAUUAUUUUUGUGAAAUGUAUGUUUUACACCUGGUU